This is a messenger RNA of Linepithema humile (Argentine ant), 2980 nucleotides long. RefSeq names its product serine protease inhibitor 3/4. The record is from RefSeq and is a predicted model, not a curated record. Gene Ontology annotation, molecular function: serine-type endopeptidase inhibitor activity. Lineage: Eukaryota; Metazoa; Arthropoda; Insecta; Hymenoptera; Formicidae.
GCGAAGCGAACCGUUCGAACGCGCGUUUCAACACGAUUGGUCGUGAUCGUUUACGUCGGUGGCGAGGUUUUCCUGAGGGGGUACCAACGACCGCUAUUUUACAUUCGCUCGCCGGCUAAUCCAUCGCAGUACGCGUUCAACGCUUGAAGGAAGCAUCUCUGGCAGACAAGAUGUGCACACUACAAAGAAGUUUUUUGGCACUUUGCCUAAUUGCAUCAGCUAUGGCCUCACCAACUGGAUCUAAUUUGGCCCUUCAGGCUGUUAGUCAAGGCAAUAAUUUGUUCGCCCACAACUUUGUCAAGACUAUUUCGAAGGAUCAGACAGGUAAUCUGAUAUGCUCUCCUCUGAGUGCCAACAUUGCUUUGAGCAUGGCCGCUGUCGGUGCCGCUGGAACUACCGAGGCGCAGUUCAAAGAUGUUCUGAAACUUCCGAAUGAUAAGGCGCAAACUUUAAGCGGUUACCAGAAUCUUAUUGAAAUCUUGAAUAAUGUUGAGAACGUUACCUUGAAGCUCGCCAAUAAAUUGUUUGUCGCUGAGAAGUUCCCAGUGAAACCCGAAUACAAGCAGAAUCUUGUUUCACAUUAUCAUUCUGACAUCGACUCGGUAGACUUUAGUCAAAGUGCAAAUGCUGCAAACACCAUCAAUACCUGGUGCAAAGAAAAGACUAACAAUCGCAUCGACAGUAUCGUUCAGGCCGCUGAUUUGGAUCCUGGUACCGCACUAGUGUUAGCCAACGCAGUGUACUUCAAGGGAAAAUGGGCCAACGAGUUCGAUCCUAAAGACACUACCGACCGUCCAUUUCACAUUGACAGCACUAAAUCGAAAUCGGUGCCGACUAUGUACAGAAAGGGCAAUUACAAAUUCGUGGAAUUACCAGAAUACGAGGUUAAAUGCAUCGAGCUGCCAUACGCGAACAAAGAUAUCAGCAUGGUGAUUAUAUUGCCCAAUAAAAUCGAUGGUCUGAGCGCAUUGACCGAUAAACUUGAGGAAGUUACCACACAAUGCUCCGUUCGUCUUACUCAAACAUAUGAGCGUGAAGUUAAGGUGUAUUUACCUAAGUUUAAAACCGAGACUAAAUUGGAUCUAGGAAAUACUUUGUCUGAAAAGAUGGGUCUUACUCAGCCGUUCACCAAUAGCGCCGAUUUCAGUGGUAUCUCAGAUAUUCCUUUGAAGAUUGACAAAGUUGUGCAGAAGGCUUUCAUCGAGGUUAACGAGGAAGGUAGUGAAGCUGCCGCCGUCACCGCUCUUUUAUCCUUGCUACUUAGUGGACAUCGGGCUCCAACAUCGCUAGAGUUCAAAAUAGACCGACCGUUUUAUUAUUACAUUCGUUAUAAAGAAGAGACAUCGUUCGUAUCUUUGUUCGAGGGUCACGUGAUCGCGCCAAGAGUGCAGUAGAUAUUACAUAAACAGUUUUUAAUCUAUUUAAAAAUUUAAUGUUUAUAACGCACAAAUUCAUAAAAAGUUCUUGUUUCUAUCAUUCUCGUGUGAUCUCAUCAAUAUAAAUUUUUUACAUUUAAUAUAAUCUUGAUAUCUAUAACAUUUCUCAUUCUAUUUUCUAACAACAUGCAUCUAUUCAUUGGCGAUUAACAUACACGUGUAUUUAAGUUUUGAAUCAUUAGUUAUACAGGAUGCUCGAUUCAAUCUGUCUACGCUAAUAUCUCGGAAACAUAUAGAAUUAUACAAAAAAUAAAAGCCUCUUUAAUUAAAUUAUUUAAAGAUGAUUUUCUGUGUGAUAAUAUCAUACCCUCCUCCAAGUUUGAGGGCGGAAGCGAGAUCACUUUUCUCAAAUGGAAACUCUCGACAAAAAGAACACCAAUCGAUAGGUCUCGAAAAGACGAAUCCAAUGACCUAUGAUUUUAUGGAUUUGUCUUGAAUAUUACAACAAUUAAUUUUUUGUUUGCUCAAUCCGCGCCAAUAUCUGUGUCUGCGUAUUUAUUCGCGUUUGUGUGCUUUGGCGGUUUUUAUUUAAAAAAUGUAAUCUCCCCUUUUCUCCUCAAAAUCUAGUGAGGGAGAGUAUGAUAUCAUCAUGCAGAAAAUUGUCUUCAAGUAAUUCCAUUGAAGGGGUUUUUUUUUUUUAUUUUUGGUCUAAGUCUACACGUUUCCGAGUGUAUCAUGGACAGAUUGAAUGGAGCAUCCUGUAUAUCUAGCUAAUUACAAAAUUAUAUAUUAUACAGUAGAAUAAUUUGUGAGAGAUCAAGACAUAUUAAAUGCGAAGCGGCAACAAAGCAUACAUUCGUGAAAGAACGAUCAAACGAAUGGAUAAUAAGCGAUCUCAUGUAUUUUGUUCACAGUUGUCGAAAUUGCUGUUGAAUCACUGAUAGAAAUCGCAGAACCAUUAAUCUUUGACGCAAAUCGACCGUUUUAUUUUCAUAUUCGUUAUAACGAGGGAACUUCAUUCGUAUCUUUGUUUGAGGGUCGUAUGAAUAUACCAGAAUUAUAAUAGAUGGCAUUGUCGAUCUGAUAAUUUAGGGGCCGCAUUAUAGCGUUUGUGAACAAAUUUAUAAAAAGUCUGCAACAUUGACAAGAUAUACAAUUUUGUCACAACUCUUAUAUUAGCUGGACGUUUUUCUUGCGAUUUAAAACUUUCCAAAUUUUCCGAGAUUUGCUGUAAGAAAUCAUACAGAUUGUAAUAUCCGUGUAAUUGCAAUAUGUGUAGCGCUUCUUAUUUAUUUAUAAAAUGCAUACACGUGUUAUGUAUUUUAUACUCCAAAUUAUCUUCACUUUUAUAAUUAAUGUCAAUCAUUUGACAGAAUAAUUGAUAAAAUAUUAAAAUUAUGCAGUCCUUUCGAAGCUGCAAAUUUGGCAAAGCAUAUCUUUGCGGCAUGAAUAAAAGAAGCUCCGAAUAAUCAAGCGAAUAUACAACAAAAUAUAUUAUGAGCAAUCUUUUAUUCUUGUUCACAGGUGAAUUUGUGUUCCUAAUAGGAUACUUAGAAAACUGGGAAGAAUUAUUUAAUAUAAAUAAACCGUUUUAUUAUUAUAUU